CAAACCCUCUGAAGUGGCUCUUGCUUUUAUGGUUUUUGCACCUCCAGAAUUGCAAUCAUUUUCAUCUAUUAUUUUGUAUGCUUAAACUUUCCUCCUCGGUUUGUCUUGAUGAAUUGAACUGUGCUAGCUUGUAUUUUUACUUAAUACCUUUCAACCUACUAAAAUUAUAGUAAGCUAAAAAUAAAGGUCAAAACACCUUUAGAAAUUUCUGGAAAGUUGAUUUCGGGAGUUGAGUUGACUCUAUGAAAAGUUGAUUCUAUGAGAGUUGAUCUACUAAGAGUUGACCUCAUGCAAAGUUGAUCUGGUAAGAAUUGAUCUCGUGAAAUUAAGUUGAUCUCGUGUGCACCCACCAAAAAAACUCAGCGUUUGUAGAGUCCUAUGGACCUCAGGCAGCAAUUACACUUUAUGUAGCUAGUAUAAGGUCACUGCAUUGAGCAUCAAGAUAGCUAUCUACACAUUUUGCUGACUUGACAAUAUUCGUAGCACGUGAUUGUUAUGUGUCGAGUCAGCAAAUAAUAGCUACGUUGAUGUACAGUGGUUUGCAGAACAGUUGUCGAGUAGCAGUAGGCGGUAACUCUGUCUUUAAAAGAGUUUCUUCCAUGAACUGCAGGCGUUGAGCUGUACCACCUUUAAUUAAUCUUCUGAAUAAUUAUGGUGUAUAGCUUCCCACAAGAAAAGUACUGAAGAGUAGUUCAAAUUUAAUCACCGGUACAUGUUAAGUAUAUUCAUAUACUCUCUUCAGUGCUUCCAGAGGAAUUAUUAAAAGUGAUGGUCAGUACAGCUCUAAUUGACAGCAACUACAGAAAACUCAGAGUCCUAUAAUUAUACCACCACUUACGUCACCACUAAUUGAUCUCAUUGGUCAACAGCUGUAGGAUAUAUAGAUACAGCCCCAGGCAUGCACAGUUUUCAAGUUGUUUUUAGUUUUUUCAUUUGUUCAAGAAAGUAAGCAAAGAGAAAAGAGCCAUGCUUGACGGUACUAAGACACAAAGCGACGGCAGAAACACGGAAGGUGCUCUCCAACAAGCUUCCAUGGGUCCAUGGGCGCGGAUUUUAUCCAAGAAGAGCUUGCAACUCCAGUAAGGGACGUCGAAUGGUCAACGCUUGUACCAAGGAAACUCUUGAGCGGAGUCAACAUGUUGCUCAACUAGCUCUUUGACGGCUGCAAAAUCCGGCAUAGUCUUGUUCUUUUUUGCAGUCUGAAUCGCGAUUGAAUUAUUGCUAGGGGGAGGUCCUUUUAUAUAGUGCUGCGGUCACGUGGUAUAAGUCAGAUAUGCCACACCUACUCGGACCCUAUAUAUCCUCUUAGGUGUGGUAUAUCCUAUACUUAUGGCCAACAGGCAGCAAUUGCAAGAUCACAGGUAUACGUCAUACUCAGAGUAGCAGUGGGUUCACUAGACCGUUUACUCAUGCUUUUAAAGCUGAACGUUUUUGCUGACUCAGCAAAAAUUGCCAAUUUAUUUCCAAAUUAAUUGCCUCUGGCCUGGAUAUGUAACCGCAAUGACACAUCAAUGCAUUGAACUUCAUGAUUUGUGCACGCAUGUCGGACCUCCUCUGGUAAUUGCUGUAGCAUGCAAAAUAUAGAUUUAGUACAAUUAUUGAUAAUUAUGCCUCGCUGUACAUGCGCAAGCGAGGUACCCAUAAUUAUUAGAUUUAAUAUCAUGUAUAACUCUCUACUCAAAAGGUGUACGGUAGUGUGUUUGUGUGUCUGUGUGUGUGUAGACUGCUACAGCGAAGUACGUGCAAGUAAGAGUUUCUAUAGGUUUCUAGUCAUGGAUUUUAAUAAUGCCUAUUUGGCUUACUCGGAAUACCUUUUCACUUGUUUACCGAGUGUUACUACUCUGCAUUAGCUGCAAGGCUCUGCUGAUGGCAUGCCAUCAAUUGAACUUUUGGCAUCGAUCGUUCUUAAUAACAAUCAUAGUCGAUCAUUACCCACUCCUUGAGUUUGCAUGCUAGCAAACAAAAAUGUUCAUCAUUUGUACGUGUAUAAAAGCUAUUAGUAGCUUUAUGUUAUGUAGCUUUGGCAUCUCCACCGAUGCGUGCAUCAGCACCUGCGGUGCUUUCAAGAGUUCAUUGGGACAUAUAUUCCAACCUACGUCACAACCACAUGCUGUUGUGCUGAUCAGUGAUCACAACUGACAGUAGGAAAGGCAAUAGUUACUAUUCAUUGCCAUUCCUGCUAGUUGCGGUGUAGCGUCGAGCCAAGCCGAUUUGUCUCCAAUUUAACACUAGGUCGCCUGGUGUUGACAUACAUACACAUGUGCUGUGGUUGCUCAGGCCUUGGAGCGAAUAAUAGUAGGUUAAAUCACGAAGAACUCAUGUCAUAGGUCUAUUCUAGUUUGUCAGCUAUAGAGUGUUAGCUGAAGGGGUCUGAGCAUGGUAUACAAAGAGAUUGAUGGCCAGAGUGUGAGGAUACCGUAUAGCGGGUAUAUUUCGAGGGUAUAAAUGUUUGCGGUUUUCGCGGAUUGAGCCUGUACCGCGAAAAUUUAUACCCACGAAAAUUUAUGAAUAGUAGGCGUGUUCAGUAUUAUGGAUUCGAGGCUAACGGUGUGGAGGUACACUGCAUGUAGUCUCAAGAACGGCGGCUGAUUCAUGAGACUACGCUGCAUGUUGAUGUGCGCAUGCGCCAGAAGGCUGGAACUCAGACCACGAAAAUAAAAUCCGCGAAAUCCUUUGUAAUGGUCCAUCCCCGAAAAUUUAUACCCUCGAAAUAUACCCGCUAUACGGUAGUAUAGACUUAGUUAGGCGGAGUCCAACCAACCCACGCAGUUGCCCUCCAAUCUACUUGUACUAAACUACUGACGUGGAAUGGCUCUGGAUUCUACUGUCUCUUGGUGCACUGUGAACACACAAGGCACAUCCAAUGGAGAAGCUCUUGUUUGAAGCUCUUGUUUGGUGUACUGCUUGUGCAAUAACACUCUGCAAAAAACAGCGAUUGCCCACAUCUAGUGUCAUUAUAUCACUGUACAUGUAUUUUUAGACAUAGCACAAAGUAAUUGUAAUAAUUAUUAAUACUAUGUACCGGUCACGCCCAGAUACAAUCGGCAACCUAGCGUUCAAUUGGAGCCUGGGAUCGAGGCUAGUUGCGGUGUGACGUAGGUCUGGAGGAAUGCCUUUUGUAUACAGUCUAUUGGAGUUGCGUACUCUUCCUAAAUAACUUUUUGAUGUGAUAGAAUUGAGUGGAAGUCCUGCGAAACUAACCCUAACGCUUCAGGACGGACUCUGUAGGAGGACGGAGACCAGAACGUGGAAGUGAAAGCUUGCGAGUACUCUGUCACCACAGCAGCGAUCAAGGCUUCUACCAUUGAGGCUAGCUAAAACGAGUUGUUAUAGAUGCUUCAAGAGCGGCAGCAAGCUAGGAUACGAUGUAAGAAGAUUAUGUUGAGUGCCAGACAGGGGAAGACUGGAGGAUGUGGAGGACCAGCUGAGGGAGACCUUGCCCGAACUGGGAGAGCUAAUUCCCGUGUGCGAGCUCUAAUAAAACAGCACUAAGUCUUAUAACUUUAUUGGAAAGUCUCUUUUUACUGUGUGUGUGGCCACCAUGGACUAGGGAGUAUCAGGAGUGCAUGAUAGCUCUUUUCCUUUUUUCCAAGGUCGCAGUUUGCCCGUUGAGGUCGCAGUCAGAUGAGAGAAACAUUUUUGUUUGUUUUUUGCAGGCCCCAGGUGGGGUAAAAAUAAUUAUUAGAGAAUGGCAUGUACAGUGACAAGGGCACACGUACAAUAGUAGAUUAUUUAUUAUUGUUAAUAUUAAUGAGAUGGGAUUCUGCUGAGAUCAGGUCGAUCUCAAUGGGCACACCGACGAUCUUGCACCUCUAAUUGCUUGGAUGGCUGAGCGAGAAGGUUAGGCGACAUCUUAACCAGCAUAGAGUUUUAUUGUAGGUGAUGUCCCAUUGCUGGGCGAGUAGUGAGCUCAGGUGUUUGUAGAAGCCUUCUACGCCCAUGACUGAUAGAACUAACGGUUUGAAAGAGGAGUGUUCAACUUCCUGGACUCUUUGCUGAUAUGCCCGUUUCUUUUCUAGUUCGUGUUUUCUGUAUGUUGCUACAUGUGACUGACUACUCUUGUGAUGUCUUGAACAUUCAUGCCCUUGCAGGACAUAACUUGAAUAGACUAUAUCAGGUGUUAGUUGUAAGCUGUACUUAUGAUGUAACGUCUGUAUUCUAUCAAAAUUUGUGCAAUAAUUGAAAACACACACUACUGCACUGUCAAUCCUAUGUACAACCUACUGGUUGUACUAAUAUUUAUACAUAUUCUCGUUUUUGUAUAAAUACCUGUGUUGUUUAUUAUGAAUGAGAGUUCUUUAUUAUUCAAUUAUUCAAGUCCAUCUACGAUAUUACAACUGGCGACGAGGAUUGUGGAUUAACAAAUUCUAUGAUGGUAGGAACUCUCAACUCAUUCAACCCAAUGGACGAACCUAUCACCUCCUAUCUGGAACGUGUUCAACUUUUCUUCGUUGCAAAUUCAGUUGGCGAUGGCAAACAAGUGCCUACUUUUCUCAGCAUCGUUGGCCCUGCCACUUAUGCAAUUCUACGAGAUCUAUUUGCUCCUGCACUCCCAAGUUCUGUCACACUGGCUGACAUUUUCGAACGCCUCAAGAAGCAUUACGAGCCCAAAAGAGCUACCAUUGUGGAACGCUACCACUUUCACAAAAGAGAUCAACUCGAAGGAGAGACUGCAACCCAGUACGAUGCAGCUCUUCGCAAACUCGCAACACACUGUCAAUUCGCGGAUUACCUCGAGGAAGCCCUUCGCGAUCGGUUUGUUUGCGGCCUACGGCUGUUCAACGACGAUUGCUCUCAGAGAAGGAACUCUCACUCGCAAAGCUAUGGACCUUGCCGUUUCAAUGAUCAGCCCCCCUUGUUCUCGUCAUCGUAAAUGGAAAUGGACCGAGCCUAUUUGGACGAAACUGAAACUGGCUUAAGUACAUCCAACUCAAUUGGGAACAAAUUACCACGGUGCAAACUGAAUCCAAGGUGCUUCUGGAAGACCACAAUGCCCUUUUUAAAGAUGAGCUGGGUUCGAUACACCCAUUCACGGCAACUCUACAUGUCAAUCAGGAUGCUCACCCCAAAUUCUACAAGCCUAGACCAAUGCCAUUUGCCCUAAAAGACAUUGUUGGACAAGAGCUGGACCGCCUUGAGGAACAAGGCGCUCUUAAGAAGGUCGAAUUCAGUGAAUGGGCUGCCCCGAUUGUCACAAUACCAAAGAAGGAAGGCCGAAUUCGAAUAUGUGGCGAUUACAAGAUCACCAUUAAUCAGGCACUUACAGUGGACUAGUAUCCCCUGCCAAAGCCCGAAGAAUUGUUUGCAACCUUAGCAAAUGGGGAACAAUUCACCGAAUUGGAUUUGUCUCAAGCCAGUUUCCGCUGGACGAGUCCUCGAUGCCUUAUGUGACUAUCAACACUCAUCAAGGCCUGUACCAAUACACUCGCUUACCAUUUGGUAUCGCAUCGGCUCCAGCUAUUUUUCAAAGGCUGAUGGAGACAAUUUUGCAAGGAAUCCCUGGAGUCGUAUGCUACAUUGACGACAUUCUUGUCACUGGCAAAAAUGAAGAAGAACACCUCAGAAGUUUGAACCAAGUGUUUUCGAAAUUGACCGAUCACGGGUUUCGACUCAAGAAAGGAAAAUGCAAAUUUAUGGCGAAGUCGGUGGAGUAUCUCGGUCAUAAAAUUGACAAAGACGGAAUUAGCGCACUACCAAACAAAGUAGAUGCCAUUGUCAAUGCUCCUCACCCAACCAACGUACAAGAGCUACGCUCAUUCCUGGGCUUAUUGAAUUACUACGGGAAGUUUAUUCGAAAUCUGGCUUCAUCCUCUCAACCAGCUACUGCAAGCCAACCACAAGUAGAAUUGGACUGCAGAAUGCCUUUCAGAUGGCCAAAGACCAGCUAGUAUCAGCUGACGUGCUCACCCAUUACAACCCAGACCUACCCAUUCGCAUGGCUUCAGCUUAUGGAAUUGGAGCCGUGAUAUCUCAUGUGUUACCGGAUGGAAGUAAAAAGCCGAUAUCAUUCGCUUCUCGAACACUCACCCUGACUGAAAAGAAUUAUGCACAACUGGAGAAAGAAGCACUGUCCCUCGUGUUCGGAGUAAAAAAGUUCCACCAAUACCUCUAUGGAAGGAAAUUUACCCUCAUUACCGACCACAAGCCUUUGACGGCCAUAUUUGGAUCCAAGAAGGGCAUACCCACUCUAGCAGCAGCACGUCUACAAAGAUGGGCCUUACUUCUGUCGACAUAUGACUACGAAAUACAGUUCAAGCCCACUGAAUCUCACAGCAAUGCAGAUGGACUUCCUCUACCUGUUCUCGAUUCAGACAAUGGAGGAGAAGCUGUCAGUCUCUUUAACGUGUCUCAGGUGCAGUCUCUGCCAGUAACAUUUCAACAAGUGCAACAAGCUACCAAACGUGACCCCGUUCUGAGCAAACUGUUGAGAUAUGUGAGGGAAGGCUGGCCAACACAAAUUCCAGAUGAGUUUAAAGCCUACCACAAUCGUCAACAUCAAAUCACGAUCGAACACGAAUGCCUGCUAUGGGGAAUCCGAGUGAUCAUCCCUACAAGUCUGCGACAGAAAUUGCUGGAAGCUCUUCAUGAGGGACACCCUGGUGUAGUGCGAAUGAAAGCGAUUGCCAGAAGCUAUAUGUGGUGGAGUGGACUAGAUAAAGAUGUUGAGAACCAAGCCAAAUCUUGUUUACCAUGUCAAGAAUAAAAAUCGAAUCCUCCAGCGGCACCUCUUCACACUUGGCAAUGGCCAACAACUCCAUGGAAAAGAAUCCAUACAGAUUUUGCCGGCCCCUUCUUAGGAAAGAUGUUCCUUAUAGUAGUUGAUGCCCAUUCCAAGUGGCCAGAAGUCAUCAUGAUGUCAACUCGACCAAAACGAUUGAAGCACUUCAAGCAAUAUUUGCGAGAUUUGGCCUACCGGAACAGUUGGUGUCUGAUAAUGGACCCCAGUUCACAUCUCAAGAAUUCGAGCA
Messenger RNA from Halichondria panicea, 6968 nucleotides. RefSeq lists its product as uncharacterized. Bases 5870 to 6703 code for a protein of 277 amino acids. Lineage: Eukaryota; Metazoa; Porifera; Demospongiae; Suberitida; Halichondriidae. The record is from RefSeq and is a predicted model, not a curated record. The transcript has a single exon.